Messenger RNA from Annulohypoxylon maeteangense, 2950 nucleotides. Its product is annotated as Spc97/Spc98 family protein. Gene Ontology annotation, cellular component: equatorial microtubule organizing center; spindle pole; gamma-tubulin complex. Lineage: Eukaryota; Fungi; Ascomycota; Sordariomycetes; Xylariales; Hypoxylaceae. The coding region runs from base 357 to 2705 and encodes 782 amino acids. The record is from RefSeq and is a predicted model, not a curated record. The transcript is spliced from 3 exons. Gene Ontology annotation, biological process: cytoplasmic microtubule organization; mitotic cell cycle; meiotic cell cycle. Gene Ontology annotation, molecular function: microtubule minus-end binding; gamma-tubulin binding.
AAAUGCGAAACUCAAUUAUCAUCUGAAUUCUUUUUCGUAUGAGAAAAAUGCCUGAGAUAUUCGAGUUGAUCUAAACAUCUAAACUCAAUUUUUUUAAAAAAAAAAAUACCCAACACUCAGGGCUCUUGAAUUUAAAGGGUACAUACCCGGGAACCUUAGCUUCACUUCUCUUUAAUUGUCUUUUAUCGAUCCACCAGUUGAUGUCCACAAUACGCCGGACGACGACUCGCGCUUUGAUUCCUUCAGAUGUGUCGCUACGAAUGUCUUGGUUCCAUCAUUCUCUUGGUUCAAGAUAUCGGCGAUAAGAUCCGGUCUAAGAAACCUCCACAUGUCUUACAAGGCUCAUCAGCUCCACAAUGCUCCAUGAGAUCUUGCUCUCCCUAUCGGGGCACCCAUCGCCUUUACUCAGGAACGACUAUACCGAUCCCAAGGCUCAGUCCAUCAUCUCGCCGCCCGAGAGAGAACUGUUGAAGACAGCCGGUCAUUUAAGCGAUCUUCAUUGCAAACUUAUAAGUUAUACUGCACAAAUCAGUGCAUCUCACCCUUCUAUAAUAUGUCGUGCAGUAUCAACCGCUAUCAAUUCCAUUUACCUCAAUGCAUUUCAGAGGAAGGUGUUAGAGGUAGAAGAUACCGUUCUUCGAAAGGAUGCUUCCCUCGUUGGCGCCUAUAAUAUUGUGCCCCUGACUGCAAUUAUGGGUGAAUUCUCGAAUUGGACUCGCCGAAUGGAAUGGCUAUGGGAUUUAGCUCAGUUCAUCGAUAAAGAGAACGAAGGUUCGCCAUGUCGAGGAGCGCGAAUUAUUAACAGAUUGCGUGCUGAGCUUCAGACUGGCUAUGCCGACAUUGGGGAGACUGCACUCAGUCUCGUUCGGGUUGCUGAAACUGCAUGGCUAAAGCAGGUCUCAGCUUGGGUCCUCUACGGCAAGAUACCUGCAUUUAGCGAUGCCGAUUUCUUCAUCCAGAAGGAUGAAGAUGACGAAUUAGGUUAUUCGAUUAAAAACGAAUUACUUCCUUCAUUUGUAAUGUCAUCCACGGCCUCAUCAAUGUUAUUCAUUGGAACUUCUUUAAACCGGGUAAAAACGAAGAAUAGUAUAGAGUCAAGCAACAGCGGGCUAGACCAUCUCUCAUCUCAACUUCAGACCCUUGCAGAUGUAUCAUCUCCUAUUAAUAGCGUGGCAUUUUCAAGAGCCAUCACAUCAAUCCGACUCACAUUGUCUCGAACGACUUUGCAGAAACUCUUGCCGCUCACCAAGGUUCUUGAGAUGUUAAAUUUGUUUCGAGAUUUCUUUCUAAUCGGCCGAGGCGAAUUUGCUAUGGCUCUUACGCAGCAAGCCGACGAAGUAAUUCGGAGCCGCUGGCGGCGCGCUGAUAACCUCGCUUACGAGAAGCGAUAUGGGCUCAAUAAUGUGACGGUCAAAGAAGGCGAAGUCGCUGCGGUUCUAACCAAAACUUGGGCUUUAUUAAGUUCGAUGCAGGGUCAGCACGCAGAUGAAGAUGAAGGUCUUGAGAUAGCACGCGAUCUAUUACGACUAAAUCUGUUUAAGACCAAAGCGCCAACACCCAAAAAGCCAAAGGCUGGUGCAAACAACGAGCAACCCGGCACUAUCGCGAACACACCAUUUCGAAACUUGCUUUUCUCUGUUCCCGUCGUCCUUACAUCACUAUUCCCGCCACCACUGGACUUAUUCUUAACUACGCCCGAUGUGCAGACUUACACUUCUAUUAAUUCAUACCUUCUAUCCAUUCGCCGUUCCCAUCUUCAUCUCACAGACUUGUGGAAAAUAACUUCCCUCCGACGUCAUCACCCACCACCCCCAAGACCUCCCUAUAGUACUACGAAAGGUGGUGUCGCAAGAACGAAGAUCCUUCGCGAGCGCUGGUCCGCUCGCUCAUCUACGAUGCGAGGCACCUGGAGCACAAGCAGCGCCGCGAUAUUCUUCUUGGCCGAAACCGAAACAUACCUGCAAAUCGAAGUCGUGGCAAGCCUUUGGGACGAUUUUCUCGGUUGGCUGACGGGGAAAAGUGAGCAUAACGGGCAUUACAAUGCUCCGUCAACCAACAACCGUUCUAAUGACACCAAUGACGCCCCCAACGAAGAAGACACUAGUUCCACUAAGGAUCAACCGAAAGAAGCCCAGACUCAAAACCUAAGCCCUCCCCAUCACGACCCACAGACACUAGCCACAGCCCAUCGGCUGUACCUGCGAACGCUUUCGCGCCGUCUCCUCCUAACCAACCCCUCCUUCACAGACGCGUUAUACGACCUCCUCGUCCACAUCGACCACCUAGUCGCGCUCAUCCACCGCCUCCACGGGAUCUGGACGUCAAUGGAUCUAGAAGCCGACGAGGGCGUCGUAGACGCCUUCUCCGACCUCUCCGCGGAGGAGAAAGACGUCAGGAAAAACAUCCGCGAUAUAGAGCGCCAAGUCAAAAGCGGCAUCGAGAACGUCAUCGCUGUGCUGCGCGGGCUGAGUAUGGACUCCGCUUUCAUGGCUGAGCUUGAGGACGGCGGGAGAGGGGACGAUGACGAUGAUGAUGGCGCGGCGGCUGCGGCUGAUGAUAUGCUUGGCGAGGGCGGCGGGUAUAUUCCCAGACGGACUGGUGGGAUUGAUCGGUUGUUGAUGAAGCUUGAUUUUGGGGGGUGGUUUGAUGUUGGGAAGGGGGAGGUUGGGGGUGGGGAUGGGGUUGGGGAGGAUGAUGGGUUUUGAGGCAUGGUGGAUGGUUUUAUGAUGCGAGUAGGAGGUAGUAAAUUGUUUAAUGCUUUGCUGGAAUUGAUUUUGUGAUUCUGUGAUUCUGUGACUUUGGGUAAGCUAGUUAGGUGUGGUGCGAAAAGGUAGGUCUACGUGAGGUAUGAGGUUAUUUCUGAAGCAUGUACCGGGAAUGCAAUGUGCGUUUUCUAGGUACCUAAUUAAAUGGCUCUUUUAAUAGCUGUUGAUAGUGUCAUGACUCGAGG